AUGGGUCGCGUAUUUCUCCUCGCCGCAUGGCUGCUCGCAUGCGCCGUUCCUCAUCACGGUGCAUGUGCAGCAGCUACUGGUCCUGUUUCUGCAAUCGCUGGUUCUCAAAAAAUUGCGUGCAAGCUCUUGAGCCUCACACACCCAGACCAUACCUUUUUUGAGGGCUCCGACAACUACAAGUAUGAAACACAGACGCAGUACUGGUCGUCGACAGCCUACAACACACCAGCAUGUGUCUUUGUGCCUCAAAAUGCCCAGCAGCUCUCUUUCGCGGUGACCACGCUGACGCUAACUUCGACUAAAUUCGCGGUUCGCAGCGGUGGUCAUAUGCCUGUCCAAGGCUAUAACAGCAUCGGCAGCUCGGGCGUGUUGCUAUCCAAUUCCAACCUAAGCACUCUCGCUUUGUCACACGAUCAUGCUACCGUCUCUGUUGGGCCAGCCUACCGGUGGAGGGACGUUUAUUCGUAUCUGCAACCCUACAACCUGACGGCUGUUGGAGGUCGUAUCGGCCAUGUUGGAGUUGCUGGUUUGCUGCUGGGAGGCGGCAUUUCAUUUCACUCGAGCCAAUACGGCUUCGCUGCUGAUAAUGUCGUGGCAUACGAGACCGUCCUCUCCAGCGGUCUCAUUGUGGUGGCCAAAGCAGAUAAUGCCUAUUCGGACCUGUAUUGGGCUUUGAAAGGCGGCGGCAAUUCCUUCGCUAUUGUCACGCGUUUUGAUCUCAGGACCGUUCCGUCUCCCGGCGUCUGGAUCGGAAUCGCGCAGUAUAACGAGACCGACAAGAACAAGUACCUCGAUGCCGUCUACAACUUUGGCAAAUACGGAUCUGCCGAUAGCAAGGCCGCCAUCAUCCCUACAAUCGUUGGUUACCCCAGCGUUGGAAUGAUUGCUUACGCGGCAUCAAGAUUCUACGACUCCUUGACCAAUUCUCCUACCGUGUUUGAGAACUUUACGUCGCUCAAGACUGUGGCUGAUCAGUACGCGUUUGGGGCCCUUGCUACGUAUAUCAGUGCCGUUGACGCACUGCAGCCCAAUGGACUUCGCCAGGACUUCCGUGUUGCGUCUUUCAUGGUCAAUCGUGAAGGUCUUUCCACUGUGCACGACACAUUUUUCGGAGAUGCCAACUCGCAACUGGCAGACAUUGCUGGAUUGACUGCUUCCAUUACCUUUCAGCCCGUCACCAAAGAGUUCAUUGAGAAUGGCCGCAAUCGUGGCGGCAGCAACCCCCAAGGCGUGGACGCUAACAAUGCCCCCUACUUCUGGAUCGUGCAGAACCUGUCCUGGCAGAACGCUGGUGACGACGACACGGUGCGGGCUUUCGCCAAAGCUACCAUUGCCAAGAUUGAGGGAACCAUCACUUCUCAUGGCGUUGCUGGCGGCUACUUAUACAUGAAUGACGCAGGAGAUGGCCAACCCGUGUUCCAGAGCUAUCCAAGUGCCAACUUGAGGCGCCUCAAGGACAUUCGGACCAAAUAUGAUCCAUUCAGGAUCUACACUAACCUCCUGGUUGGCGGUUGGAAGGUCUUGGAUGCCUAG
Molecule: messenger RNA, 1533 nt
Organism: Trichoderma harzianum CBS 226.95
Lineage: Eukaryota; Fungi; Ascomycota; Sordariomycetes; Hypocreales; Hypocreaceae
Exons: 2
Coding region: 1-1533 (510 amino acids)
Molecular function (GO): FAD binding
Source: RefSeq, a predicted model, not a curated record